Molecule: messenger RNA, 3812 nt
Organism: Pelobates fuscus (common spadefoot toad)
Lineage: Eukaryota; Metazoa; Chordata; Amphibia; Anura; Pelobatidae
Gene: PIK3R2
Product: phosphoinositide-3-kinase regulatory subunit 2
Exons: 16
Coding region: 589-2754 (721 amino acids)
Biological process (GO): phosphatidylinositol phosphate biosynthetic process; insulin receptor signaling pathway
Cellular component (GO): phosphatidylinositol 3-kinase complex
Molecular function (GO): protein binding; 1-phosphatidylinositol-3-kinase regulator activity
Source: RefSeq, a predicted model, not a curated record
CUUCGCUCGGCUCUUGGAUUCUCUCCGCUUCAUCAUGGCAGCUCCAGCGCUCAGCAUGUGAAAAGUGGACAGAAGGAAACAGGACGCGGCCUGCACGAGUGCCGUGUAACGGACAGCGAGCGGCUCUGACUGAAAGAAAAACUACGUUAUUCAGUGUGCAAUAGGAAUUGGCAUUUUCAGUGAACAUCUUAUCACCGUUCCACCCUUUGCUCUUUUCAUCUUUGCCGCAUGACCCCUGUGAAGUCCUGGAUUAUGUUUAUCUCACUUUUUCUGUGCUCUAUAAUCUGGCUGAACCGUGGUUUCAAACUUAGAAUAAGGGGCACAUAGAGCCAAAGUUCCCUCAUUUCACCCUGUUUUGUCAGUUCUGGAUGUAUCAUACCUAAAUUCAGCAGGGGAUCCAUGCACUAGCCCUCUGUAGGACAAUGCCAACAGCCAUUGCCAAACUAUCUCUUUGUAUUUUCUUAUUGUGAUGAACCAAAAACUGUAAAUUUUCCAAAUUCUUUUGCUACUGCAAUGUACUAAGACCAUUAUUGGGCAGCAGAGACUUAAGACCCCAAGGAAGACACUGGGGCGGAGUAGGCUGCACCAAUGUCUACUGAAGGAAUUCAGUACCGGGCACUAUACAAAUAUAGCAAGAAGAGGGAUGAAGACCUUGAUCUAUUGCCAGGUGAUAUUCUGUUGGUCAGCCGAGCAACAUUGCUGUCUCUUGGCUACAAAGAUGGAGAUGAACAGGACCCUGGUCGUAUUGGAUGGAUUCUGGGGGUCAAUGAAAGAACAAAACAGAAAGGGGACUUUCCAGGGACGUACGUGGAAUUUAUUGGGUUAGUCAAAAUGACACUGCCAUCCCAUCCUCCCCGGAGACAUCGACCUUUACCUGCUACUCCUACAUCUAGAACUGAACAUUCUAACCUACCAGGGACAUUUCUCCCCGAGUUGGUUGAUCAGUUUUCCCCUCCAGAGGUGGCUCCACCCAUUCUUGCAAGAUUUCUGGAGGCUAUUGAAAAAAGAGGAAUUGACAGUGAAAUGCUAUAUAGGACCUCUGGGAUUGUGUUGGGAAGUACACUGAAAACCGAUCUUUCUGGACUCGACUUGAAGGCGUUAGAUAUUCAUUCCAUUGCAGACGCUGUGAAGAUAUUCUUACAAGAAAUUCCAAGCCCUGUUAUUCCACAUCAUGUCCACCAAGAGAUAAUCCAGACUCUUCAAGAAGCAUUUAAGGAUGGACCAAAGAGAGAACGGAUUUUGCGGAUUAUCCAGCCACCUGCUGUUCCGCUGCAAAAUGCCCUUACCUUCGAGUACAUCCUCAGGCAUAUUGUUAAGGUUUGCAACAAAGGUAACCGCAAUGGGCUCACUCUGAAGACAGCGGCGGAGAUAUUUGGACCACUGUUGCUUCGACCAGUUAUCUCAGGAGCGGAGGCUGUUCCAGAUUAUCCUGUUCUAUUCCUGGAGCUUCUGCUGCAAAAUGGAGAGGUGCUUCAAGAACAGCUUCCUCCAGCUCUUCCUCCAAAACCAGCUAAACCAAAACCACCGAUGUGUACAGCCAGUGGGGGUGGAGGGACGCUGCAGGAGUCAGAGUGGUACUGGGGAGACAUUUCUAGGGAGGAGGUGAAUGACAAACUACGGGAUACUCCAGAUGGGACGUUUCUGGUGCGUGAUGCCGCCAACAAAAUCCCAGGGGAAUACACACUUACUCUCAGGAAGGGUGGAAAUAACAAGCUGAUUAAAAUAUUCCACCGUGAGGGUAUGUAUGGCUUCUCUGAACCUCUCACCUUCACCUCUGUCGUGGCACUUAUCACUCACUACCGACAUGAAUCGCUGGCCCAAUACAAUGCCAAACUGGACACUAUACUGCUUUACCCCUUGUCUAAAUACCAACAGGAUCAGAUUGUGAAGGAGGACAGCAUUGAGGCUGUUGGAGAGCAGCUCAAGGUUUAUCACCAACAGUACAGACAAAAGAGCCGAACCUUUGAUUCCCUGUAUGAAGAAUACACCAAAACAACUCAGGAGUUGCAAAUGAAACGCACAGCUAUUGAGGCCUUUAAAGAAACCAUCAAGAUCUUCGAAGAACAGAGCCAGACACAAGAAAGAUGCAGCAAAGAUUACAUUGAAAAGUGCCGCAGAGAUGGAAACAGCAACGAGAUUGAAAGGAUACGGCUGAAUGCGGAGAAGCUCGCAUCUCGGGUUAAAGAGAUUCGUGACCGCAAAACUCAACUAGAGCAAGAUUUAUUAAAACAAGCCUCAGAGAAUCGGGAGAUUGACAAAAUGAUGAACAGCUUAAAACCUGACUUGAUGCAACUACGCAAACUCAGAGACCAAUACCUAGUCUGGCUCCAUGGGAAAGGGGCUCGUCAGAAAGACAUAAGCGAAUGGCUAGACGUGAAGAAUGAGCCUGAAGACCCAUACUCUCUAAUGGAUGAUGACGAGGACCUUCCACACCAUGAGGAGCGCACCUGGUACAUGGGGAAAAUUGAUCGUGAGCGGGCUGUAGAGAUGCUUCACAAGAAGCCUGAUGGUACAUUCCUGAUUCGAGAAAGCCGUAGGAACGGCUGCUAUGCUUGCUCUGUGGUGGUUGAUGGCGAUGUUAAACACUGCAUGAUCCUCAAAACGGCUACUGGAUAUGGCUUUGCCGAGCCCUACUAUCUGUACUCCUCCUUAAAAGAGCUGGUCUUGCACUACCAACAUACUUCACUAGUGCAGCACAACGAUGCCCUCAAUGUUACUUUGUCAUUCCCUGUGUUACCACAACUAGCUCGGUGAAUUGUCCCAGUAUGACUAGCAGCAGCGGCUGCUGUUUUCACGUGCCUGACCCACUGCCAUGAUGUUUUUUGCUACAGUUGGGAAUGUAUAUUGCUAUUCUGAUUUCGAGAUAAUUUCACGGCCUUCAUUAAAUGUUAUUGCUUCUGUGAUUGGGACUCCAGAGUCCGGAAAUAUCAAGUGAUUCGUAUUGGCCUAAACAGUGGUCCAUGUCUACAUGUUUUUAAUGCAGUCUGAUGUGACUUCUAAUGUACUGAAACAUGAAUACAUUUCUCAGGCACUACAGCUGUCAAUUGAACUUGUUCAGAAAUAUUUUUAGGCCCUUGGCAAAUAGAGUAUUUGUUAUCGGUCAAAAAGGGUUUCAUUUAUGUUAUGCAGCAACCAUAGCUAAUAGAGGUAUGUAUAAAUAUACAUAUAAAUUGUAUAUCUAUUUUGCUUGUUACUUAUGUUUCUGGUAUCUAUCUUCGCCUCACCUUUUAACUCUAUCAGUCUCAAGCAUUAGAUUACCUACCGGUAUAUUCCCUUUAUUCUAGCAGUAACAUCUAUUUUACUGUCACAUCUACCCACGGUAGCCUUUCAUUGAGGCUCUCCUUUAUAUUGUUUAGGUUUUUGAGUGCCUUUCCUGUCUUUCUAAUCCUGACCGUUUCAAUACUUGUCCUGGGCCAUGUCCUGUUUGAUCUAUGUAAAAUACUAAUCCAAUCAAGCCAACUCUUUACCCCCUAUAGACCAAAUGGCUGCCUUGUUUUUUAUAUAUGAUAGGCUUGUUUUUAUUCUUCUUUAUACUCUUGCUUUUCUUUUUGUUAAGUGCAUUGUUCUGUUUUUAGGCAUAUGCAUGCCUAUUAGUCUAGGAAAAGUAGCAAUUUGAAGCCAUGAGCUAAAAUACGUGAUGAUGGAAAAAUGUUAACUUUAGAGGAUAUCCUAUUAAUUUUUGAGCUUUUAGGUGAUGCUUGAGUUUCCUGUAUUUGAGAAAAGGUAACUAAAAUUAGUCCAGCUGGGAAUGCUGGCUACACGACUCAAAAAAAAUUAAAAAGCACCCUAAAGGCUUUCUCCAACCCCCUUUU